AUGAAAAACAACAUGGCUGAAUUUAUUCUUCUUGGACUGACCCAAGACCCAGAACAAAAGAUAGUAUUUGGCAUCUUCUUGGUUUUCUACACCACAACUGUGUUAGGAAACCUGCUCAUCUUUUUGACCAUCAAGACCAGUCCCACACUUGAGUCCCCCAUGCAUUUCAGUCUGACCUACUUGUCCUUUGAGGACUCCUGUUUCUCUAGUACGACAGCUCCCAAACUGAUUGUAGAAAACCUCUUUAAAAAACAGGCUAUUACCUUCGACAAGUGCAUGACUCAAGUAUUUGGAAUCCAUUUCUUUGGAUGUAUGGAAGUCUUCGUUAUCCUCAUGGCCUGUGACCGCUAUGUGGCCAUCUGUAAGCCUCUGCACUACACAGUCAUCAUGAACCAGAAGAUGUGUGGCAUUUUAGUAAUAUUGGCCUGGUUGGGGUCUUUUCUGCAUUUCAUCACCCAGACCUUCCUUGCCUUGAGUUUACCCUUCUGCGGUUCCAAAGUGAUUGAACGCUACAUGUGUGACUUGCAGCCUUUGCUGAGAUUGGCCUGUACUGACACCUAUGUGAUAAACCUAUUGAGUAUUUCCAAUAGUGGGAUCAUAUGCAUUACAAGCUUUGCAAUUCUAAUGACCUCCUAUGUUUUCAUCCUUUAUUCACUAAGAAAUCAUAGUGCAGAAGGGAAGUGUAAAGCCUUGUCCACGUGUAUCUCCCACAUAAUUAUGGUUGUUAUAUUAUUUGUCCCCUGUACUUUUAUAUAUACUCGGCCCCCAAUUAUCAUGCCUGUAAAUAAGUUGGUGCCUGUAUUUUAUACCAUUGGAACUCCUUUGCUCAGCCCCUUGAUCUAUACACUGAGGAAUGCAGAAGUAAAAAAUGCUAUGGAGAAGCUACAGAGCAACAUAGUAAAUUCACAUAGCAAAUAG
Phascolarctos cinereus (koala) is the source of this 918-nucleotide messenger RNA. RefSeq names its product olfactory receptor 4C11-like. NCBI's taxonomy places the organism in Eukaryota, Metazoa, Chordata, Mammalia, Diprotodontia, Phascolarctidae. Gene Ontology annotation, biological process: G protein-coupled receptor signaling pathway. The record is from RefSeq and is a predicted model, not a curated record. Gene Ontology annotation, molecular function: G protein-coupled receptor activity; olfactory receptor activity. Gene Ontology annotation, cellular component: membrane.